GCACACCUUCUGUUCUCCCUGGGCACUCGGUGUGGAGCCAGGACCCAGUCAGAUGACUCUUCGCGUGGGCUCCCCACUAACCCCAGGGAUGUGCUGAGCGCUCCAGGGUUUCUGGUCAUUCCAGCCUGGCCAGGCCCUGAAGAGACUCCGCUCCCUGCCAGGCAGAUCCCUGUCCUGCCACCUCCUUCCCUCCUUCUCUUGGACAUGGCCCUGCCCAGAGGGACGAAGGCAACCAUCUAUUUGCACUGGUGCUGGGUGGGGGCAGGCAAUCGCAGCGAACGCUGACACAGAUCAGAGUCCAGGUCCUUGAAGGCAAAGAAGCAAGGCUGAGUUUUUCAACUCGCAACCCAAAACACCUCCAGUCUCUUAUCAUUCUCCUCCAACAGAUGAGGUCUCUGGCCAGAGCCCCUAUGAUGAUGCAUCGAUGGCUUUGCAUGGUCCUCUUCUCGGCACUAUGUCCUAGCUCCGGUGGAGUCUCCCUCUCCAGUUCCCAGCAGCCAGUCAUGGGGGUGUUUGGCCAGGACAUCAUCUUGCCUUGCCAGUUCUCACCCCCUGUCCGUCUACGUGACAUGGAGCUGCUCUGGAGGAAAUAUGAAUCUGAAUAUAUAGUUAUACACAGCUACACAGACAGAGGAAACCAGGAGCUGCCAGGGAGAGGCUACAAGGGCCGAACAGAGCUGUUCCCCCAGGAGUUCAUCAAGGGAAACCUCUCUCUGAAGCUGAAGAGUCUGAGGGUGAAGGAAGCUGGAAAUUAUCAGUGCUUAGUGAAAAGUGCAGAAGGAAACCACGAGGCCCUCACCGAGCUCCGGAUAGAAGCUACUGCACCCGUGCGCAUUUCUGUGGAGGGGCCCAAGGGAUCGGGGCUGGGGCUGUCCUGCAAAUCCACCGGAUGGUUCCCCGAGCCCACGGUCCGCUGGGUCACGCAGGACGGGCAGGCCUUGGCAAUGGAGCCGGUCACCACCAUCACGCAGGACCAGCAGCAGCUCUACACCGUGGAGAGCCACAUCACUGUGCCCGGAGGAAAGGACACUCAUGAGAUAUGGUGCAUUGUGCAAAACAGCCUGACAGGCGCCAAGGAGCACUCGGCCAUUGAGCUUGCAGGAGACGUCUUCCCUCGUGCGUCUCCGUGGCUGCCCGCCUUCUGGGUGCUGCUGCUGUUGGUCCUCCUGGCCCUUGCAGCUGGUGCAUUUUUUGCCCACCGAGCCAAGGGGAAGGCAGCCACCAGGAAAGCUGAGCAGAAGGUGGCUCUCCAGGAAAAGGAACAGCUGCUGGUGACCGUGGAAGCAGAGAAUAACGAUCUCUGCAGGUGGAAAGAAAGAGCCAUGGAAGAGCUGGGUUUCCAACAGGCACGGAGCUGCCAGGUGACCGUCACCCUGGACACAAGCCACCAGCACCCAGAGCUCAUUGUCUCGGAGCACGGCCAAUGUGUCCAGUGCCGGCCGUCCUCGCUGGGGCCAGCCCCCUGCAUUGCCGUGGGGCACCCGGGCUUUGCAUCCCAGCGGGCUUACUGGGAGGUGGAGGUGGGCGAUGGGGACGACUGGGAGGUGGGGGUGCUGAACGAGAGCACCAGGGACCAGGUGAGACGAGGGGAGGUGAAGGAACGCCCCAAGGAGGGCUGCUGGGCCCUGCAGAGAGUGGGGGGCCAGUACCACCCCCCCCAGACCAACGCACUGCUCCGGACCCAGGAGAAGGCAGACAUCAUUGGGGUGUAUCUGGAUGCAGGAGCAGGGAAACUCACGUUUUAUGAUGUUGGCCAGAAGGCCCCGAUUGUGGACAUCCCUGUGCCUGACUUGGGGACGCUCUACCCCUUCCUCAGCCCCCGCCCUGCCGUGGGGGGAGCCAGCGGGGACCCCCUCCGCAUCUUCCCCAUCCCCCUGCCCCCCCUCCCCCACUGACGGGGAUUUCCCACAGCAAUUAGUGCAUGAGGGAGGAAACAAAGAUGCCCAGAGCAAGGACACUACAGAGCAUCGUGGCCGUGCCACCCAGGAAUGCUGGGAAAACUGCUUGGGAUGGUCUUCAGCAAGUCCAACCCCCGUCACCUCCUGCGCCAGCGACUGGGAGCUGCAGGAGCCCUGAGGGCCUCACCCAGGCCCAUCCCAAAGCCCGGAGGAGAUUUGGGGUCCCCCCAACGGCGACAAAGCUGGGACCGCCGCAGAAACCACCGAGGACAAAAGCUCCUUGCACCCCACCAGGUGCCCAGAGCCAGAGAGCAAAGCCCAGGCAGGGCCUCAGCAGCACUGCUCCCAGGGUCCAGCCAGGCUGGCCAUCCUGCAGGGCCAGGGGAGGCCACGAGGCUUGGGGACAACGGACAUCCCUCCUCCUAUGGGGAGAUAAAUGCCAUGAGGGGGGCAGCGGGGGGACAGGGCUGCUGGCGAGGGCGUGUGCAGUGCCCAGGGCCAAAUCUGGGGUGUCCCGCACCCAUUUGCCAGGCUUCGAGUAGGAGUGUUUGAAAGCUGCUGUCCACUUGCAAUUCUCAAAUACAGCGAUCCUUUCUGCA
Molecule: messenger RNA, 2497 nt
Organism: Dromaius novaehollandiae (emu)
Lineage: Eukaryota; Metazoa; Chordata; Aves; Casuariiformes; Dromaiidae
Product: butyrophilin-like protein 9
Exons: 12
Coding region: 387-1895 (502 amino acids)
Biological process (GO): T cell receptor signaling pathway; regulation of cytokine production
Cellular component (GO): external side of plasma membrane
Molecular function (GO): signaling receptor binding
Source: RefSeq, a predicted model, not a curated record